UGUAUUUUCUGACAUUAGUGGAAACACAGACAAAAGAUGGGUCAGUCUGACGGUCGGUCCAGGAACGUCUCUACUGGGAAGAACAAUCAGAUCAUUCAACUCAUUUUUGAAAAGCUGUAAAAAAAACAAAAAACAAAUGAUGGAUGGACAUUAAGAAGUGAAUAUUGACCUGUUAUCUGUUUGCUUUCAGGCUGAUCUGAAGCUCUGGACCAGGACGGUUUGGUAGAAAACGAUGAUGGAACCAUUAAAGGAAAACAUUUCUUCACAUCAGUACUUCAUCUUCAGUGGCUUCAGUGAGCUUGGAGCUCUGAAAUCCUUCAUUUCGAUCCCCUUCCUGAUUCUGUUCUUUGUGUCUCUGUUUGCCAACUCCCUGCUGAUCUAUGUGGUCAUUUCACAGAGGAGCCUCCACUCCCCGAUGUACAUCCUCAUCGCCUGCAUGUCAUUUGUUGAUAUGUGCCUGCCACUGAUUCUCAUCCCCAACCUGUUGCUGAACAUCUUGUUCAACGCGAGCGGGAUCUCUCUGAGCGGCUGCCUGGUUCAGAUGUUUUUUGUUCAUUUCUCAGGAACGUGUCAGUCCACUCUGCUGCUCUGGAUGGCGUUGGACCGAUACUUUGCCAUCUGCAGGCCCCUUUCCUACCAUGAUCACAUGUCUCUACCCAGAUUCCUCAGGUUUGUGAUUCCUCUUCUGGUCAGGGAUGCGGUCAUGAUCGUGACGGUGGUGAUUCUGGCAGGUAAAGUGUUGUACUGCUUCAGGAAUGUGAUAAACCAUUGUGUCUGUGAACACAUGGCCUUGGUGGAGUUGGGCUGUGGCAGCACAGCCAUCAACAGUCUGGUUGGGUUAUUAGCAGUCUUCCUGGUCACUGUGUUUGAUUUCUUGUGCAUCACCGCUUCAUAUAUAAUCAUAUUCCGCUCUGUGCUGCGUUCAGGUAAAUCCAGUGCUAAAGCUGUACACACCUGCGUCACUCACAUCAUCGUCAUCGUCAUCAGUUUGACCUUCGCGCUCACGGCUUUCCUGUCGUAUCGGAUGAACAGUCUCCCAAGCGCUGGCCGCCUUUCUGUCAGCAUCUUGUGCCUGUUUCUGCCGAGCUGUUUCAACCCGAUCAUCUACGGCAUCAGAACCACCGAGAUCCGAAAACACAUCUGGAGGACGCUGUCGUCUCGCAGGCUGUGACUUACAGCUGAAAAACUGUUUCCAUUUUUUGGUUCCAUAUUGUUUAUGAAUAAAAAUGUUUCAAACAUUUGCUUGAUAAUAUUUUAGUUUUUAAGAGGAUUUUUCUUUAACAGUUCAAAAUACUGUGAUAUUUGUAAGGAAUCACUUUAAGUCUGAACUUUGAGCCCAGGCAGUCGCCACAUUUAUUGAUUUUAAACCUGAUUUGUUCUGAUCCAGCUGGUUCAUGGCUGAAUCGAACUUUAUUUAUCAACCAGCAAACCAGCACCUGGUCUGGAAACGUGAUCAGAACAAACUACGGUUCUGAACUGUAGAGUUAGAAACCAGAACAUGGAGCCUAUAGCAUCCUGCCUUCACACACACAAGAUCUUUAAGAAGACAUCGCCUUACUGGUGGUUCAGUAUUCACAGAUUUUUCUGUAACGUAACUCCAAAUUAUUUGCAUAAAAUUGAUCUUUUCAUGGACACACCUGAUGGUCCGAUAGACCUGGUUUUACUGGAACCAGAACAUGUGUUUCAUCUCCAGCUG
Molecule: messenger RNA, 1696 nt
Organism: Xiphophorus couchianus (Monterrey platyfish)
Lineage: Eukaryota; Metazoa; Chordata; Actinopteri; Cyprinodontiformes; Poeciliidae
Product: olfactory receptor 52N2-like
Exons: 1
Coding region: 233-1171 (312 amino acids)
Biological process (GO): G protein-coupled receptor signaling pathway
Cellular component (GO): plasma membrane
Molecular function (GO): G protein-coupled receptor activity; olfactory receptor activity
Source: RefSeq, a predicted model, not a curated record